GGUCUCGUGAAAUCCGAUAAGAAAGCCGCGAAGAUUUACCAGCGCGCCGUGGAGCUCGGAGAUGUGCGAGCGAUGAAUGAUCUUGGGGAAAUGUACGAGUUCGGAAGUGGCGUCAAGCUGGACAAGAAGAAGGCGGAGCGGCUGUAUCGCGCGGCUUCAGACCGGGGAGACGCGGUCGCGCAAUCCAAUCUAGGGUGUUUAUUUUUUGCUGAAGAGAAAUUUGAAGAGGCGUUCCGGUACUUCGCGCUCGCGGCGGAUCAAGGCUAUACCGAUGCGGAGAACAACCUUGGCUGCUGUUAUGAGCGCGGAAAAGGCACGGAAGUCGACAUCGGCAAAGCCAGAUACUGGUUCGAGCGCGCCGCUGCCAAGGGC
This is a messenger RNA of Aureococcus anophagefferens, 372 nucleotides long. RefSeq lists its product as hypothetical. The annotation marks the transcript as partial. The record is from RefSeq and is a predicted model, not a curated record. The transcript has a single exon. Gene Ontology annotation, molecular function: protein binding. Lineage: Eukaryota; Pelagophyceae; Pelagomonadales; Pelagomonadaceae.